UGUGCAAUCAUAUGUAUAUAAUCGUUACUCUCUCUGCAGUCUGCUUGCUCAUUUUAACUCUCUACUUGAUUUGUUUUCUUCAGUUCUAGCUGUUCCUUAGCCUCUCAUUCGGAAACUUCUUGUUUAAUUAUAUUCUCAUUCAUCUGAUCUAUAUAUUUUACAUAUUUCUUUCAUUCAUCUGUUCCAUAGUUGCUUGUCUAGUUGUCUGUGUUGUAAUUCCGUUGUUUCGGUUUUACUUGUUGACAGCAAAAAAGAAGCAAAAUUGAGAAAGAAGAGAAGCAAAUGGAAAAAGGAUGCAAUGUGAGAUGUUGGGAUGAACUAUUACCUGAUGCACUUGGCCUUAUAUUCGAUAAACUUUCCCUUCAGGAAGUGCUCACUGUUGUCCCAAGGGUGUGCAAAUCAUGGGGAAGAGCAGUCAUGGGGCCUUAUUGCUGGCAACAAAUAGAUAUUGAAGAAUGGAGUCGAUAUCAGCCGCCUGAAAACAUUGACAGAAUGCUUCAAAUGCUUAUCAGACGUAGCUGUGGUUCACUCCGCAAACUCUGUGUUACUGGCCUCUCCACUGAUCGAAUGUAUAGCUUCAUUUCAGUCCAUGCCAAGACUCUUCGGACUUUACGCAUCCCAAGAAGUACGAUAAGUGACUCCAUGAUGAAACAAGUUGCUGGGAAGUUCUCUUCAAUCACCUACUUGGAUUUGAGUUACUGCAUUCAUAUUGGAGCCCCGGGUCUAGAGGUUAUCGGAAAGCACUGUCAGUUUCUCAGUAAAUUGCGCAGAAUAAUGCACCCACUGGAGGUAAUAGGAAAGAUCUCCCAAGACGAUGAGGCUCUUGCCAUAGCUGCCACGAUGCCUCAACUCGAGCACCUUGAGAUCGCCUAUCUGCUUGUCAGUACUUAUAGUGUAGUCGAGAUACUAACAAACUGUAGGCUGCUCAAACUACUGGAUGUUCGAGGAUGUUGGAAUGUCAGUCUUGACACGAAACUUGUUCAUAACUUCCCUGGACUAGAGGUUGUUGGACCCCUUGUCGUCGAUCACAGUCCUGACGUAAGUAGUUGGGAAGGUUGCUCUGAUUACUCUACUUGUUCUGGAUAUCUGGCAUGGAAUUUUGUUGCUGGUGACGCGGAUAAUUACAGGGAUGGGAUUUCAGAAGAUGAACAUAGUAUUGAUAAUGUGGAAAUGUGGUUUUACAAUGGUCUUGAUGCCCAGGAUGCUGGAUUUGAUUGGCCGCAAUCCCCUUGAGUCUGAUAAUAAUAAUCACUCACAUAAAAUGAUUUGAUUUUAGCACCCAUUUGAUCCUUUAAAUCACCAAUUUAUGUAUUAGACUGUUGGAGUGCAUAACUAUUGAUGCCAAUUUAUAUGCUUGUAAUCUUGUGUUUUGAGUUAGCAUCGGGUUAU
Molecule: messenger RNA, 1389 nt
Organism: Daucus carota subsp. sativus
Lineage: Eukaryota; Viridiplantae; Streptophyta; Magnoliopsida; Apiales; Apiaceae
Product: F-box protein FBW2
Exons: 2
Coding region: 283-1233 (316 amino acids)
Biological process (GO): SCF-dependent proteasomal ubiquitin-dependent protein catabolic process
Cellular component (GO): SCF ubiquitin ligase complex
Source: RefSeq, a predicted model, not a curated record